GGAGUACAAAAAACAUUCAAGUAAUUCUUGGAGCUCACUCACUUUCAAAAGGAGGGGAGGAACAACAAAUAUUUACCGUAAAAAGGAUGAUCCCACAUAAUUUGUACAACUCAAAAUUGAUCACAAAUGAUAUCAUGCUUCUUCAGCUCGAAGGCACAGCGACUCUGAACAGGUUUGUGAACGUCCUAAGCCUGCCCUGUGGAGAGGAUGUCACAGAUGGAGUCAUUUGUAAUGUUGCAGGUUGGGGGCAAACCAGAAUUGAAGAGGAUUCAGACAAAUUGCAGCAAGUGAAUGUGACCAUCAUAGACAGGAAAUUGUGUUCUCAAUAUUAUACCUACCACCCUGUAAUAUCAGCUGAUGUGCUUUGUGCUGGUGACAAAAAAAUAGCAAAAGAUUCUUGCACAGGAGACUCAGGAGGUCCAUUACUAUGCAAUGGAAAAUACAAUGGAAUUGUUUCUUUUGGAAAACCCAAAAAGCCUGGUGUUUACACACGACUUUCAAAGAAAUAUCUUCACUGGAUUAAGAACACAAUUCAAAACUGAAACUUUCAUGAUGGUUUAAGUUUUGCUUGACAUAUUAUUUGUCCCGUAUUAAUUGUCGUAGCUCAAAUAAUACAAUAUAGAAAUGAGUUAGACCCAGAUAAUAGAUAAAUGUUUGCCAAAAAGCUAUUUCCUACUCAAUAAUUACAUUUUUAAAAAGUUUUUGUACAACAUUUCUUAAUUGGGGCAGAAAAGUUUGAAGGAUGUCCUGUCAAGAUGAUGAAGGGUUUUGAUAAAAUAAGUAUUGUUAGCUUGCUUCCAUUCAUCAGUAGGGUGAUAAUGACAAACCACAAACUUAAGAUGACCAUAGAAAGAAUAUAAGAGAUUAAGAUUAAUACCUUCACACAGAUAAGUCCUGAGUACCAUCCAAAUUGCACUCAUCUGACCCCACAGAGUUUGCACCUAAUUUAGUUGGAAUCUUUACAAGUGUGUCUCAGGCACACAUCUGCUCCCUGCAGCCAAAAAAACAUGGCACCAAGGUCACUUCCCUGACCUGGACAACUCUUUUCCCUCUUCACUGGGCUCCACUUACACACAAGGGAAUCCAUUGUGCCUCAAUUCUUCCAGCAUGUUGCCAUCCAGUAAUCCAGCAGACUAAUGAGUCAAGGAAGCAGAAAUUCUUAGUGUAAGAAAAUCCCACCCCAACUCUGUCCCCUUGGCAUUAUAGAUCUUAAAAGUGGCAGACAGGUUUCAUCUUUUUCAGUCAACCACAAGAUCCCGGAAUUGGCAGGGACUGUGUGUGACUACGUUUCUGCCUUUUACCAAUGAGUUUUGCAAUGGGAAUCCAGCAGACCUCUUAAGCAAAUACAGGGCCAUUGCUUUUAGAAUUCUCUGCCGCAAACAGUUUUGAUGCAGGAUUGACCCUGUUUA
Molecule: messenger RNA, 1409 nt
Organism: Carcharodon carcharias (great white shark)
Lineage: Eukaryota; Metazoa; Chordata; Chondrichthyes; Lamniformes; Lamnidae
Product: granzyme A-like
Exons: 3
Coding region: 87-542 (151 amino acids)
Biological process (GO): proteolysis
Molecular function (GO): serine-type endopeptidase activity
Source: RefSeq, a predicted model, not a curated record